Molecule: messenger RNA, 2968 nt
Organism: Fukomys damarensis (Damara mole-rat)
Lineage: Eukaryota; Metazoa; Chordata; Mammalia; Rodentia; Bathyergidae
Gene: Fsip1
Product: fibrous sheath interacting protein 1
Exons: 12
Coding region: 342-2096 (584 amino acids)
Source: RefSeq, a predicted model, not a curated record
CAAAAGGUUUGUCUGCCCACUGGAGUCAAGCAAUCCAGUCCAAGGUGGAAGAUCCCACUGGAGUCUGUAUUGGGAAGCUGAAGGAUCUGCACCGGAAGUCUGAAAAGUCUGGGCUGGAAGGGUGAAUUCAAGCUGCAAGGCUGGAGACAGACCUCCAAAGAUGAAGGAUAUGACUGGAGCUCCUCCAAAGAACUAAAGGCCAGACUUCUGUCUUCUUUCCCUUUUUACUCUGCUCACAAUACAAGCUUAGCAGUUGGUGCUAUUCACUCCCAGGGUGGGGUCUUCUGUCUUCAGUGAGUCCAUCAUUCAGUCGCACUCAGAACUCUGCCAACCCUCUCAGGAUGUCAAUGGAUAUUAUAAAGGGAAACCUAGAUGGAAUUUCAAAACCAGCCUCAAGUUCAAGAACACGUCCUGGGAGCAGGAGUUCAAGUGCUUCUUUAGAGGUGCUUUCACCAGAACCAGGGCCCUGCAAGGUUGAAACUGCAAGCAAGUUGAAUUCUGGUAAAGAGGACAACUCAGAAAGCAGUAAUACAGAGGAAAGAAGAGAUAGUAAGGAUGCUGAAGGCACAAACUACUCUGGGAAAAUAAAACUGGCCAAGGAGGGGUCAGAUGAAGGUCUGGACUUGGUUCAACAUCAGAUAAGCCCUGAGCAUUCAGAUGAACCCAAAUUAAAAGAAUUAGAUUCUCAACUUCAAGAUGCUAUUCAUCAGAUGAACAGACUUGAUAAAAUACUGGCAAAAAAACAGUACAGAGAAAAAGAAGUUAAGAAGCAAGGUGUAGAAAGGCGAGUAAAGCUCUGGGAAGCACUUAAGUCUGCAAAAAAUAGCGAAGCUUUGCAAAGUAAUGAAGAGAUGGAAAAUACAAAAAAAUUUUUAUCUUUGACCACUGCAUCUGAACAAACUGUUGGUCCUUUUCAUUCUGAAGAUGAAGACACUCUUUUCUCAGUGUUUCAUACUCAAGUCCCUCCAGAAUAUUAUGAAAAUGGUAUGCAGAAUGUCAGUCUAGAUUUUACCUAUGAUGUGGAAAGAAAUGAGUCAUUGAUCAAAGCAGAAAAGAAACCUUUCUCAAAAACAGAAAAGAUUGAGCUCAGGGGUAAACACAACCAGGAUUUUCUUAAGCGAAACAUUGAGUUAGCCAAGAAAUCCAGAAGCCCAGUGCCUAUGAGUGACACAGAGAAGAAAAGGCUGGAGGAACUUUUAAAGGACAUAGAUGACAGAGACUCAGGGCUGUCCAGUUCUGAGGGUGAUCGCUGUGGUUGGCUGGUCCCGGGAGAAGGAUAUACUUUUGCAACAAGCGAGCAUGAGCAGCUUGCUAAAAUUGACACAAAGCUUCAAGAACUCUCUGCAGUCUCCCCAGCAGUUUGCAGCUUUUCUCCAAGGCUUGAAAAUGGGAAUGAUCAGGAACCUGACCUUGAUGAUGAAAGAAAUGUAGAAAUAACUCCUGGAGAACAGGUACUUCAAAACACUAAAAAGCAGCGUGAUCAGAAAAAUCAGCUGAGAGAGAUAGAUGAAAAGCUGAGAAAGAUGAAGGAAAAUGUGCUAGAUUCCACAUCACUUCUCUCUGAUGAACAGUUAAAGUAUCUUCUGGAUAAGUGCACAUUCAGACAGAAUUCCAUCACUGCAUGGAUUUCCGAAAGAGAAAAUGAAGAUACUGAGGAUAAGACACCCGAGUCCCCCCAGCUUUCCAGAUCUAUCCUUUCGGAGUUACUAAAUGGAUCAGAUGCAGAAGUCCAGAAAGCAGGGGUGGAAGAUGUCAAUAUGCAAGAGAAUGCAGAAUGUGAAGCUCCCAUGGGUUAUUAUCUCACUAAAGCCCUGGCUGGGCGUUAUAUGUCAGAAGCUCUUGCCAUCGAAGCAGAGAAAAUGAAGUGCCUCCAGUUUUCCAAGGAUGAGGUUAUUAGUAACACGGAAUACUAUUUUAUGUCAAAGACUGUUGGCAUUGGGAGACUGCAAAGGCCUUCUUUUCUGGAUGAUCCACUGUACAGUGUCAGUAGGAGCCUUUCAUUAGAAGACCAGCACCUGCAACUCAACCUUUCUGAGGAACCAACAGCAGAUAAACAGGAGGUGAAAGAGGUGAUGGAAGAAUGUAAAGAAUCUUAAGCAAGGACUUGCUAGGUUGUGCUCUUAAGAAAGUUGGUAAUGAAAUGAAAUUACUUAUUUUCUCUGAAUUCUUUAAAUUCAAUGAAUACUGUAGAGAUUAUUCCCCAAAUAAUGAUUUUGAUAUUUGAAUUUCCUUGCAGAUUACAUUUCCUUGAUACUUUUGAGACUUGGGUUGUAAUUGUGCAGUGGUUUUUCUUCAUUGACAUUUCUGGGAAAUUUAUUUAUAAAUGUAUCACUGAUCUUGGGAUACAUUAUGGAAACGAACAUUUCAAUAUAUGCAUUAUGUUAAGCACAGUGGAAAUGGACUGAUUGCCCUGUAUUUGGUUUUAUAAUGUUUUAGCUUUAUUGUGACUCAGAUUGUGGUUACUAUGGAUUUUUUUUUUCUGGCCUGUUCUUCUUUCUGUCUGUUCAUUGUGUCCUGAUACAGCUUACCUUGGGGAGAAAUGAACUUCCUCAACAGAGCAACAUUAGGGGAGCCUGCAUUAUCUUGUUAGUGAUGAUACUUAUUCAAGUAGAAAUGUGAUGAAUUAUUUGAUAUAUUACUCUCAGUUUGUUAUAUUCUUUCAGCUAGGGCCUUUUAGAACACAGCAAAAAAGACGAACUACUUUUUAAGAAAAGUCUGUAAUAUUUUAAGAAAGGUUUGUUUAAUUAAAUUAUAUGUCAGUUUCCUGGAUUCAUAAGAAAAUUUUAUAUCAACACUUCGUAGGAUGAAUUGACCUUAGAACUAAAAGUCAAAAGUAUUUCUGAUUUGAAAAAUAAGCUGGCUCUUGUACUGCCUUUAAUACAAUUUGGAGCAAUAUAUAUGUGAUAUUGUUAAUAUUUACUGACAUGCUCCUCUAUUGAUGCUGGCUAAUGUUUGCUUAUUGCACUGU